Molecule: messenger RNA, 9242 nt
Organism: Protopterus annectens (West African lungfish)
Lineage: Eukaryota; Metazoa; Chordata; Ceratodontiformes; Protopteridae
Product: sorting nexin-19-like
Exons: 9
Coding region: 978-4889 (1303 amino acids)
Cellular component (GO): intracellular membrane-bounded organelle; early endosome membrane
Molecular function (GO): phosphatidylinositol binding
Source: RefSeq, a predicted model, not a curated record
GUUGAUACAGUAUGCUUAGAUUAGUAAAUCAGUUCAUUAUAAAUCAUUGAUUUUCUUUCUUUUUUUAACUUAUUCAAAUUAGUAGAAACGGUAUGACAAACGCGAACUGGUGUGUUAUCAGUUUAGUGGUUAAAGAAGGAGAAGAGCAUAGACUCAGAUUUAGUGAGCGUUAUAAAGGAAUAGGUUCGAAACCCAAGCUCGCUGACUGGAGUGAUGAUUACAGGUUUGAGGUUUAUUCUUGCCCCAGAGUAGUUUGCAGCGUGCUAGGGGAGGUACCCCUGCAGGUUACUGAUAGAAAACAUUGUUGUUUGGAUUUCUUAUAGCAGUGUUUGUGUUUAAUACAGAAGAUUCGGGUAUUUACCAGGAUGUGCCAUAUAAAAUGCAGCUGAUGUCUUUACAGCUCCCUCUGGAUGUACAGAAAUUUCAGUGACUGCUGCCACCUGAUUCACGCAUAGCUUUGACGCCAGUUUCUUCCAAUAGUUUAUUUAUGGAUGUAAUUAUUUUAAAAUAUUUGUGAUUUAAUUAAUUUGCAUUAGUUACUACCUUUACCUGUUCUCACUAAAGUAACCGCAGUUUUUAGUUAUAGUCCCCACUUAGUGUCUUUGCAGUCCGCAGGGUAUACUGUUGGAAUGGGAGCUGUUUCUGCAGGUAUAUUUUUAUAACAUUUUGACUGGUGCCAUUUCUGACUUCGUCACUUGCAGUAAUAGUAGCCAGUCGUGGACAAGUGUCCUAUGUACAGCAGAUUGUCGCGUGGUCACAAGAGACGGUGCAACUUGUAUUUUCCUCCUUGCUGUGGUUUUGGAGCUAAUUAAUUAACCCAUAAUUUCACCUGGGUUUUAAGAAAUGUGUGCAGUGUGUAUGCUUCUUAAAGACAUGAUAUUUCAAGUCGAUGGUUUCAUCAAAACAAAGUGAUCUGGUCACUUCGGUAAAUAAUAUAAAAGCUGCAGAAUUUACAUAGAGUACUUGUUUUGCUAAAGAUGGCUGAGCUGGGUAUUUUGAAAGAUGGGCUUGGCAGUUUUACUAAACAUUUUACAGGGAACCUGACAUUCGUUAGUUUCUUUACAGUCCUAAUUUGGCUGAUACUUUUCCACAUGUUAGUUGGAGGAUGGGUGUUCAUUAUUAUCUUCACUUGCUUGGUAGCUGCUGGUGGCUGGUUGGGGUCUCAUGCUGUUCUUAAUUUAGAGAAUAAAGUCUACUUGGAGAAAUUUAUCAGGUUAAGUAGCAGUCCACAGAGUCCAGACAGUGAGACACAAUUGGCAGAAGAAGUAAACAGCACCAUUAAGAAGAUUAUCCGAGAUUUUGUGUCCUCCUGGUACAAGACAGUGAGUUCUGAUCCUUUGUUUGAGCAGGAAGUACAAUGUGCAAUGCAGAACAUGGCAAAAGAACUCAAACGAAGGAUGGAACUGGUUGACAAAAAAGCUCUUGCCCAAAAAGUUCUGCUUUUGUGUGGCUGUCACCUAAAUUGCUUUAUUGAAGCCAAAGAUAGUGUCACACAGGCAAAACAGGUCAGGAUCUCAGAGGGGUUAUCCCAUUCCAUAGAUUCAAAUGUCUGGCAAGCCUAUAGUAAAACAGCAGGCUGGCAUUGGGCAUUGCAGUCCCCUGCCAUGGAAAUUGGCUGUGCCCGAGCUAUUGUUGAUUUACUGCUUCAUGUUCUAGUUCCCAGACCACAUUUAGAGACUCUAACAGGAUGCUUUGUUGUAGGGGAGCUGAUAACAUGCAACGUUUUGCUGCCUCUUAUUACUAAACUUUCGGAUCCUGACUGGAUCAACCUCAUUCUUAUUCAUAUAAUUUCAAGGACAAGUAAGAAAGGUGAGCCAGAAGUUCCAGAACAGCUUCAGCAGCCUCAGAUACCAAAUUCUUUGCCUUUAAAAGUCCAUGUGGAACCUCUGCCAGAAAUUAGACUGCCCACACCAGACACAGCUGAACUUUUAAGCUAUGAUGUGGUAGAUAGUGUAGAAUGUCUUUGCCAAGAAGCAGAUGAAUCCAAGGAUGAAUUUAGCUCCGAUUUUAGUGCUGAUACCAUAAGCAGCAAGGAGAGGAGUUUUUCCAUGGAAUAUGUGGGAUCAGAUACCCUAAAGACAUUGUUUCCUUGUGAAGACUUGGAGUUAGAGUCCCCAGUAUGUGACAUAAGAGAUUGUGAAUCCCUAGUUCUUCUUCCUGCAGAAGUCGUUUUGGAUGCAGUUCAUGAUUCUCUUGUUCCCCGGUUUGGUGUGAUUGCUGUAAGGCAAGAUGCAAGUGGGAACAACCAGGCGCAGGGUUGUACAGAUAUGUCGCCAUCUUUACCAUGCUCUGCUGGAUCUAGCCAAAAUUCAUGGUGCUUGACAUCCGAGCAUCUUGCUAAUGCACCAGAUUUGAAAGGGGAAGGCAUAGUUUCUUCUGUUGUUUCCAAGUCAUUACCUGCGCAUCCAGAAAUGUGUGUUCCUGCACAGACAUCCUUCAUUGAUAAGAUGGUGCUGCCUUUUGAGGCUUUGCCAAUUGAACCCUUGGAGCCUGAUUCAGUGGGACCACUGCAAACUUCUUCACCUACCUCUGCUGCCACAGAGAGUCUGGCAUCCUUUGCUUUUGAGCCACUCAGUAGCCCCGACAUUCCAGUGGUCAUUCAGAACAUGAGAAUAACUGGAACCAUCACAGCACGUGAACACAGAGGGACAGGCUUCCAUCCAUACACUUUGUACACCAUCAAGUAUGAGACAGCAGUAGACAGUGAAAAUCCAGGCAUGGUUCAGCAAGUUGCUUACCAUACAGUGAAUCGGCGCUAUAGUGAAUUCUUAAAUCUACAAACUCGUCUGGAGGAGAAGCCAGAUUUACGGAAAUUAAUAAAACACAUGGAUCUUUGCGCCUGUCAAAAUUCCUUUCCUAAUGAAUCUAUCCGUGCUAUCCACAUCGUAAUAAAAAUGGAUGCAGUUGUUUCUGUAAAUAAACUGAUAUUGGUUCUGUUAUCUAUCCAUUUCCUGAAUUUAUCUAAAUUUGUACUGGAUGAGUCUUGUUUUGCUUUACUAAGGAAGGGCCUGAGCUUUAUACCUAUGGCCAAUCAUGACUUAGUAUCUGCCCUAACGGAUUUGAAGCAGUUUGUUAGAAAUAUAAAUCUUAAAAUUUUGUUUAAAUCAACUGCUUUGAUGCCAUCUAUAUGUAAGAGACACAGUACUUAUAUACCGAUUAGUUUGCCAGUUACAACGGCCUUUCAUGACUUAUGUGAGAUUGAGUUACAAAAUUUAUAUGGUACUGACAUCAAGAAAAAGUGCUAUAAUUUAACAUAUAGUGAAUAUACUGCUUUGAAAAAUUUACAAUUAAGUAAUGAUAUAAUUAUCAAACAAGCAGAUAAAGGGGACGCUGUGGUGAUUAUGGAUCGUGACAAAUAUGUUUCAGCUGUCAUUGAUUUUCUUGAUGAUGAUGAUGCAUUUAAGUGCAUGUCUUAUAAUGAUGUCAAGAAGCAUAUUAGUAAUGUCAACUUGCAUGUUUAUGAAUUACAGAUUAAUAGGGAUAUAGAUUUAGAUUUAUUUGUCGAUGAUUGCUUUAUGGUGUGGAAGGGUUCUUUGGAUGAUUUGGUGGAAUUUAUGUUACAUAUGAAUACAACUACUAGCUUCUUAACAUUUAAGGAGACUGUUUCAGAAAAUGAGGCUAUAUUUCUUGAUGUCAAAAUUACUUUAGAUGAUGGUGUGAUACAGACUACUAUUUAUAAGAAUGAUGUUCACACAAUUAGAUACAUACACAGUGACAGUAUGCAUGCUCCGCAUGUUUUUAUAGGUGUAGUUAAGGCUCAGUUUGCCAGGAGUGAGAUGGAAUUAAAAGAAGAAAUCAUUCAAAUGCAAAAUGAGCUUAUGACUAUGUCCUGCUUUUCCAACAUGUUAACUAUAUAUCAACAGAUGUUGGACAGGUUGCAUAAUUUAGAUGAUCGCCUUGAAGCAGUUAAAAAACAUAAAUUACUAAGAGAUAUUGCCGAUUUUCAAAAAGGGCAUAUAUUUUCUUGGCCUAAAAGUGAUUCUAAAGGCGUUUUUGUUAAGAUGGUUCCUUCUAAGGGUACAUAUUCUGGUUCUACUUCCAUUAAUUCUUUAGAUGAAUUUCCUGAAGCAGGGACUAUUUCUGCUUCAAAUUUUGUUUCAUCUGCUACGCCAUUGGAUCAAUUGCUUGUAACCGCACCUUCCGUGUCGACGUCGUUAUCAGCUGAGAAGGAUUCUAAUGCGAGUGACGUAGUCUCUGUGAUCUAUGGGGAAGCACCAUGGGAAGAACAAGAGAGUGGUAAAUCAUCUACGAAGAAGACCGAGCAGCUGGUUUUGAAUUUUUCUCAAAGAUGCUUUCAGUUGGGUCAACCGGAGAAGCUAUGGAAACAUAAAGCAAUGCAUUUGAAACUGUUUCACCUAGUCUUAAAAUUGAACAGUGAACUGUUAUGUAACAGUAAAAGCAGAAUAAUUUAUGAAGACUUGAGGAGUGUUGAGGGAGCUGAAGCUGUCAAAUGUUCAUGGAUGCUGGAACAUGAGUGGUGUUUGUCUUGCAGAUGGCUAGAAGAACAAACCAUUGAACUGCUCUGUAUGCAGCGUUGGAUUCUGUAUCUUCAGGAUUUGCAGGAAGCCAUCUGGCCAGGAGGAUCUUUGCCAGCCCAGCCCAAACCAGUGAGAACACAGGAGCAGAAGGAGAAGGCACAUGAACAGGCCUUGCAAUGCCUCAUGGAAAUUGUUCCAGGCUGGAUUACUAAAGUUUUCUGCGCUGACAAAUGCAGACAAACUAGUGAAUUAAUACUGCAGUCAUUACAGGACCCUGUGAUAAACAGGCACUUGGUUUACUGCCUGUGGGACAUCUUGUUGGAAUUCCUGAUCCCAGAGUGCUCUGACAAAGGUUUUCAUGAUCUAAUUCUGGCUCGUUUGUCUGGAAAAGCUGAGAAAGGAGGUGUUUAAGGUGGACAGAAAUAGAUGAUGUACUCAUCAGUGCUAACGACUCAAACAGCAUUUUCGUUGGUGGUGUGAUCGUUUCCAUUCCAGUGUCUCUGAUGUAUGGUGGCUAAUAAGCAGCCAAACUUUUUUUCCUAAAUCCACUUUCUGUGGUAAUCCAUAAAAAUGGAACAUUUGUAAUAAUGUUGGAUACAGAUUGUACUGAAAUAUGCCAUAAGGAGGCAAUCCAGAACCUCAGAAUUUCUAAUUUUGUGAUAGCCAGAAGGUGAACUUUGUAAAGUGGCAUGGUACAAUCACAGAUGUGCUUCUGACAAGUAGCUAUAAUAGUUGGCAGUUAAAAUACUGAGUCUUGUGAUGAAAAAAAUGUAAAUUAAAACAAGUAAUAUGUACUUGUAACAAAUGCAGUGUAGUGUUGGAAAGGUUCAGUCUUUUGUUUGUGUCCUGGUCUGUUCAUUGUUAGCUGUAUAUUUUUUUGGAUUAAAUAAUUAGUGAUGCCCCCACCACCACCAAGAGAGGUGUCAACAUGUGGAUCCGGGAGUAGAGUCAUCUUGAGUUAUAGGUACUGCUGUCUGUGCCAACUGUUCUCCUAUCUAUUAUAUACUUUGUGUGGUAGAGGUGGCCACAGCCCAGGUGGUUUUAUGCACAGAAAACAAUGAUCUGACAUGAUGCAGUCACGCCACUACAGCCCAUAAUAAUAAUGACUUCCACUGUAGUUGGCUUCACUCUUGAAAUUUUCCCAGAUUUUGACAACUCCUCAGUGUAGUGAAUUCUCCUUAUCAUAAUUUCUUCUCUUGCAGUCAGUAAAUCAUUAGAGAGAGAACAUUCCUAGUAUCUCUCUUCAUACUAUUAACAUUACUAUAGUGUUAAGACUAUUUUUGUUAAUCUGCUUUCUUUGAUUCUGUACCAUUUUCUACUAAUUCAGGUGAGAUCUUCAACUUUUGAAGAGUUCUGACAUCCUCUAGUCUGUAGUAUUUUUCAUCAAUAUACCAGCUACCUAAUAGCACUGUAUUUGCUGACCUACCUCUGUGGUUCAUAGUUUUUGGAUUUUGUUGUGGCUGUUUACAUCGAGCAAAUGCUAAUAUGGGCCAGUAAUCCACUUACCACCAAAAAAAAAACAACAAGCAACAUACACAAGUUAUUAUUCUUUCAUGCUCCCAGGCCACAAAUAUGUUUUGUGUGUAAUGUUUUGGUGCAUCUCAUUUGGAUGAGCACUAUGAUAUUUAGAGUAGUUUUCAGCAAAGAAUGUUUAUUACCAACUGUCCCUCUCCUGAUGUCAAAAACAAGAGGAAAGGAGAGGGAGAUAACCCUGCAUUUACUACUUUGUCUAGGCAGUGUACUUUCCACUGUAAGAAACCAAGAUUAGACAAGGACAUGGAGGCAGUCCCAUUCCAUCCAUCACUUCCUUUUCUCCCCAUUUUUUGCUUAUGGGUUUGGAGUAUUCCAUCUAGAUCCACUGUUCACAACACUAGGUGGCUUUGUUGUUACUUAAACCUAGCAUCGAUGCUUAUACGAAAUAAGGGGAGCAGUGAUGGAAAGGUGCUCAACCUGAACAUUCCAUGAUUUCUGGCUCUACUCACUGAAAAGGAUACACAGCAUUUCUUCUAGCUUUCAGCAUUGUUGCCCUGCAGGUGCAACUCUGUCUUCUCUACCUUUUCACUCGCCACUACACUGCUCUUCUGUAAACCUUAAUGUGGACUUUGAGAAAUGGACUGCUUUUUCCACAUCUGGUUCUAGGGUGAAUAGUGACUCCAUUAUUUCCUUCUCGUAUCGAAGCUUCCUCACUGCCUUGGCUACACCAGAACUGAUACUCAUGGGUUUGAUACAGGUCCCUACAGUGGGAUGUAUAUGGUCUCCUGAGCUUUUGGCACUGCCUAUGCCAUGAAUGCUGUUUGUCAUCGCUGGCUUGUUUGGUAUGGACCGUUUUCAGUGCCCACAAUAACGAUGUAGAGUCCCAAGUCUGAUCACCCCUAGAUGCAGUUAGGGUCAGCAACAAUUUAGUUUGCCUCUCUCUGUCCUAGGCUGAGCAUUAACAGUAAGGGUUGUCCAAGCAGUGACUUGGAGGCUCAGAGUCCACUUUGUUUUGGUAACAUUGACCUCUGUGUCCAUGGAUUUGACAAGAAGUCCCAUUGUGUUCAGAUCAGGAGUAAACAAAGUAUCCGCCCAAUCUGUAAUACGGAGCGAGUUUCCUUAGGAACACAGUAGCAUAGCUAAUGUGGCAAAGGAAGCUAUUGCUCUGGUUGCAAAGUGUUAGGGGUGUGAUCGGCAGAUGUUAGUUGAUCUUCAGUGCAUGUGCAUUACUGCAUUCAGAAAUGAAUGUCCAUGUUUGCAUUUGCAGUCAGUACCGAAGCUCUCCUUGUGUGACAUAAACUGUAGCAACUGCUUGUAGCAAGUAAUGUGCUGCAGUUAAAAAGGAAAGUUUUUUUCAGUAAGUCUUGUCCCAAGAUUUCUGAACUGAAGGGCUAAAGUUCUGUAUGUGUGGACUGUUGCAAGUAGUUGCUAUAGAUUAAAGUUGAAUAUUCUUUUAUUAUUACAGUCCCAUCUCAGGACUUCACAACUGAGGCAAUUUAGCACUGUGUGUCAGGACUAUAGCAGCUGCUUGCUACAAAUGUGGGAUGACAGUAACCAUCCAUACUGACAAUAUGUCUGUUUCAUGAUGUAUUAAUAAACUGGGAGAGACACCCACCUGCCACAUGACCCAGACAGCCAUGGAACUGUGGGAAUGGACUCAUUAUUUUCUUAUAGUCACUCAUAAUCUUGAUUAGACUGAUUCCUCAGUGGAUUGUGAUGUCAAAUGAGUGAGUCAUUGCUCCCCUUCUUUUGUACAUUGUCCAGAAAGCCAAGCAGAGCAAAGCAGUAGUCAUCCGCAUUAGCCCCAUUUUGGCCCCAGUAAGUUUGGCUACUGUUAGAAAAAAAAUUGUAGUAGCAAAUUGAGUUUUUUCUUUUGGGCAACUUCCCGAGCUAUGGAUGGUUUUUACAGCUGCAGUUCCCAGUAGCUUGGACUGUUUUUGUCAAAUUUUUGAUUUAGGGCUAAGCUGCUCUUCAUUAGAUGUAUACUUAGCUUCGAUUUCCAGCUUUCUCCAAAGAUAAAAGCAUUCUCAUUUGGUCAUCUUGAAAGUACCAAGGAAUUCUUCAGUGGUUCCUUUCUCAUCAAACCACCAUUGAAAUAACUAGUAAUGUCAUGGGGCUUGGGGGAAAAGACUGCCAAUUCCUCAUUUUGCGCCAUCUUUUCAAAGAGACAAAGUUUUUUUUUAACAUGGAAGGCUUUAUUUCUAUUGCCAACUACUUUAGCUUAUAUAUGUUUUGGAACUACCUCUAGGAUUUGAAGGCACUCUAUCUCAUUUUCUAUAAAGACAGACUGUGUUUGUGGACUAACUUUUCAUUUAUGUCCAGGAUGGCUACUUAAACCAGUCUGUUUAACACCUGUCAGUAUUCAUCCUUAAAUAUUCCAUUAAAGGAGCAUAUUUGCUACCAUGUGUGUAGGCAUUUAUUGUUUUACUUGGAUAUUAACAAAUCAGUUCAGAAAAGAUCAGCUUUUCAUUUUUUAUGCAGAAAAGUAUAGCCUGGGCCAAUGAGUUAUUAAACUAACUUUGUCCAGAUGGCUUUUGGACUCUAUUAUGUUGUGUUAAAAUGUGGAAUAGAAGCCUGCACCAGUGGCAAUGAGGGAUGAAGACAUAACAUUAUCCUAAUUGACCUAAGUUUGACCAACAGUUUGAUGUUCAGGCUCGUAGGUUGGUUCUCACCCAAGUUUGUGCUGCUGCUAUAAUGACAGGUCCUUGGCUGGACAGGAAAGGGCUCUCAUUAUGCAGGAAGCUAGUGCUAGGAAACGCAUGGACACUGGCACUCAAAUGCGUGAGCAUGCAUGCUCAAAUAAACAGGACAUGGACAGUUCUUGCAGUGAUUUAAGUGCACACAUUACUGGCGAUUAGCAGAUUAUACAGAAAUAAAAAAAUGCUGUGUUUGCCAGGAUGCCAGACAGUUCAGUACAAAGCACCCUGAUGGCUGCCUGAGUGAUUGACCUCUUUGGAUAGGGUAGUGUCUUACUGAGCGGAGGCUUGAUGGUUGGCAGACAGAGAAAAGCAACAAAAAAUUAUGGAAAACAGUUGCAGUCUAAACUAUUUGAACACACUUCCAGGGCAGUAGGUACCUCACAUUCUUUAAAAAUGCUUUGCUAGAUGGUGUCUGUGCUACCAUGACAUGGGCAUCUCUUCACAUGUAAAAGAGUCUAAGUUGAUUGUGAUCUCACUGUCCAGGUUGGCCAGGACUAUUAUAAUCAGGAUUAUCCUGUCAUUAUACCACUAUCCAUAAUGUUUACUUGGUGAUUUUUCUUGUAGAUUAAAAUGGAUGAAACAGAUAUUUGUA